Erigeron canadensis is the source of this 585-nucleotide messenger RNA. Its product is annotated as probable receptor-like protein kinase At2g39360. Gene Ontology annotation, cellular component: plasmodesma; plasma membrane. Gene Ontology annotation, biological process: protein autophosphorylation. Bases 1 to 585 code for a protein of 194 amino acids. The transcript has a single exon. NCBI's taxonomy places the organism in Eukaryota, Viridiplantae, Streptophyta, Magnoliopsida, Asterales, Asteraceae. Gene Ontology annotation, molecular function: ATP binding; transmembrane receptor protein tyrosine kinase activity. The record is from RefSeq and is a predicted model, not a curated record.
AUGGAAGCAUUAGAACACUUUAAAAUUCCGCUUGAAAAGAUCAAACUGGCCACCAAUAAUUUUAGUGAUGAAGCUUUCAUUGGACAAGGUGGUUAUGGAAAGGUGUACGUAGGAACACUCACACUAUCAGAGCAACAAAUAAGAGUUGCCGUGAAGAGACUCGAUUGUCAAUUUGGACAAGGGAAUCGUGAGUAUUUGAUGGAAAUUCAAACGCUCACAUGCUAUAGGCACAAAAACCUCGUCUCCCUUGUUGGCUUUUGUGAUGAGAAUGGAGAAAGUAUCUUGGUUUAUGAACAUGCAAAAUAUGGAAGCCUUGACAAAUAUCUGAGCAAUCCUGAGCUCUCCUGGAUCCAACGCCUCAAAAUAAGUCUUGGGGCGGCUCGUGGAUUUAACUACCUACAUGAUGAGGUGGGACCCCAACAUAGGGUUUUGCACCGCGACAUAAAAAGUGCAAACAUUCUCCUAGAUGAGAAUUGGGAAGCAAAAGUAUCCGAUUUUGGAUUGUCCAAAAUAGGUCCUUCAAAUCUGGAGUUCACAUAUGUUGUCACCGUUGCUUGUGGCACCAUUGGCUAUAUUGAUCCAUAG